GCAAGAGAAAUUUGUUUACCACCAUGUGUCCUCUGCGCUUCAUCUUGGUCUUCUUCUCGGCGGCUUUGGCCGGCUAUUUCGCCUGGACCACCGUCAACGCCUCCACCGAUGCCUUCGCCGAGGCCGACUUCUCCAACGAUUCAACGGCUGAUGCCAAGAAGCAGCAGGAAUCCAAUAUGUUCAAGGUGAUUCAGAAUGGGUUCUGGGUGUUCGUGGAGAUGGCCAGCGGAAGAUACUUGUGGAGAAACUUCAGGGAGAUGAAGACACAAUGAGAAAGCUAGCUGAUUGAGACUUGAGAGCUAGCUUACCGCCGCCUUUUUCCACCACAAGGAGAAACAACUUGUUGGUCGACCGAUGAUCAUCAUCCAUCUAGUUUAGCUGUUCUUUUCUUCUUUUUUUGCUGUCUCUGAUCAGUAGUUUUGCCAAUUGUAGCUACCUGCAUAAGAAA
Messenger RNA from Linum tenue, 448 nucleotides. The record is from the annotation of a GenBank genome assembly. Lineage: Eukaryota; Viridiplantae; Streptophyta; Magnoliopsida; Malpighiales; Linaceae.